AUGCCGAACCCCACCAAAGACCUACAUACGGUAGACGAGACUUCUUUUCCAUACAUCUUCGAGCAGAAUGCCACCGUCCAGCUCAAGACCUGCGAAGGCCUCAUCCGUUGCAAUGUCUACCGACCAAAAAACACUGGCCCGGCACCGGUUUUGGUGACCUACGGCCCCUACGGCAAGGAUAUCCAUUAUCAAGACUUCCACUCCAAGUCAUAUGCUGAGGUCAAUCCCAACCACAAAUCCGACCACUCGGCAUGGGAGACCCCCGAUCCGAAAUUCUGGACAAGCCAUGGCUACGUUGUAGUGCGCGCCGACGAGCGCGGUCUCGGCCAGUCCCCCGGAGUUCUCGAUACCAUGUCCCGAGGUACCUCGGACGCCUUCUGCGAGCUGAUCGAAUGGGCCGCCGACCAGCCGUGGUCCUCGGGCAAGGUGGGCCUACUGGGUAUCAGCUACUACGCUGGCAGUCAAUGGCGCGUCGCUGCUCGGAAGCCCAAGGGUCUGGCCGCAAUGAUUCCCUGGGAAGGAAUGUCUGACUAUUACCGCGACCGCUGCCGUCACGGCGGUAUCUUGUCAAAUGCAUUCAUCAAGUUUUGGUGGAAUCGCCAAGUUAUCACGAACCAGUACGGCAGGCCAGGCCGUAGCGCGAGCAACUGGGGGCCAGAUACCAUCGAGGGCGACCUUCCGGCCGACGAACUGGAGCGGAACCGAAACGACCAAACCAUCGACAAUCAAAAACACCGCUUCCGGGACGAGGAAUAUUACGCCUCCAAGGAGUAUGACAUGGGUGACAUCGAAGUCCCGCUGCUGUCAGUUGGCAAUUGGGGUGGCAUCCUUUUGCACCUGAGAGGAAACAUCGAAGGAUACUUGCACGCAAACUCCGAGUUCAAGUACUUGCGCAUGAUCACCGGCCGUCACGAUCUCCCAUUCUAUUAUGACGAGGAAGUUGAGAUACAGCGUUCAUUCCUGGACGCCUUUCUCAAGGGCGACGACCGAGUGGGCUGGGCCACCAAAGGCAAACUUCCUCCUGUAGAUCUGGUCAUGCGGAAAGGCAACGUUGGCUUCAACGACGCUCAGGCUGAGAGGGCCUACACACGCCGCACCGAGUCGCAGUGGCCGCCCGCGAGCACCGUGUAUACGACAUAUCACUGCCAUCCAGAUGGUGUCCUGUCCACCACAGCACCUUCGCUCCCACGGCGCACAAAACUUUCCUACCGCGCAUUGGGCACGCUGUCCAAUCCUUCUUUCGUCUCCUUCUCGACCCCCAAGUUCGAGACCGAAACCGAAAUCACGGGUCACCCUCGUGCACGUCUCUCCGUCUCGGUAACGCCCGACGCUGCGGGACCAACGCCUUCUGAUAUUGACUUGUUCCUGACCCUGCGGUAUAUUGGCCCUGAUGACAAGGAAGUAUUCUACACAGGAACAGCCGGGGACCCAGUUCCACUGUGCAAGGGCUGGCUACGCGUGUCCCUCCGCAAAGUCAACGAAUCCCACCGCAAGCAUCGCACUUAUCUCCCCCACAGGGACUACACAAGUACCGAUGUACUACCCGUGAUUCCUGGGGAGGUUUAUACAGUCGACAUUGAGAUAUGGCCUACCAAUGUGGUUGUCGAAAAAGCGGGUCGGGUCGUGCUGGAGGUGGCUUCUGGAGACACCCAGGGGUCGGGCAUCUUCCUGCAUGACGACCCGGUCGACCGGGCUGUGGGCAAGUUGCAGGGAGUAAACAAUAUCAAUUUUGGGGAGGGUCUAGACAACUACCUUGUGCUCCCUGUUAUUCCCUAG
Pyricularia pennisetigena is the source of this 1776-nucleotide messenger RNA. RefSeq lists its product as uncharacterized. The transcript has 2 exons. Gene Ontology annotation, molecular function: dipeptidyl-peptidase activity. NCBI's taxonomy places the organism in Eukaryota, Fungi, Ascomycota, Sordariomycetes, Magnaporthales, Pyriculariaceae. The record is from RefSeq and is a predicted model, not a curated record. Bases 1 to 1776 code for a protein of 591 amino acids.